Messenger RNA from Drosophila persimilis, 4037 nucleotides. RefSeq lists its product as uncharacterized. Lineage: Eukaryota; Metazoa; Arthropoda; Insecta; Diptera; Drosophilidae. The transcript has 4 exons. The coding region runs from base 423 to 3149 and encodes 908 amino acids. The record is from RefSeq and is a predicted model, not a curated record.
ACUCCCCAAAGCACAUCCGCAGGUCCCAGCUUUUCCGUACCCCCGCUCCUGCCUCUGCCUCCGCCUCUGCUUCCCGCCUCUCGGUUCGCGCAGCUGCCAGCAGUAGCACCAGUACCAGCAGCAGCAGCAGCAGCGGUGGCAUCUCAUCGCCAUCAGCGACUUCUGUGUAGAUAUUUUUCCGUUUCGUUGCGGAGCAAAAAAACAAAAAGAAAAGAGAGUGACUAGUGACGAGUGGGCAGGCGAAAAAAAAGCAAUUGCGGAACUGAGUUUGCGAAAACGUGUUCAGGAAUCCUUUGCUUCGUCCGCUGCAUGCUCUUCCGCGUCCUGUCCAUAGCUGCUAUGUGGGCAUAGGGGCAGCCAGUUUAUGGCCAGUGUUUUCCGCGAGACGACAGCAAGGCUUCCAGCAACAAAUCCCUGCCAAAAUGCAUGGCUAUCCGGUGAUGCAGUUCGUGCAGUACAGCAUGCCGCCACCCUGCUCCUGGGUGCCCGCACCGCCCCCGUCCUCCGGCAAUGUGGAUGCCCAUCAUCGUGCCCAUCGCCAUGGAGCUGGCAUCAAGAAGUACGUGGUGUGGUGCCUCAUCUGCGGCGGCUUCAGCUGCCUGCUUGGCGUGCUCUUCCUGGGCGUCUACUUCCUGCUGCACUCGUACACCAUCACCGUGGGCAACUUUGAGACAGUGCCGACCUUUGUGCCUGCCACACUGCUCAUCCUCACGGGCAUCUGCAUCAUGAGCCUGGCCCGUCGAAGGAAUCGCUACAGCUAUUUGAUUAAGCUGUCGGGCGCCUGUGGCCUGGUAUCUGCCCUCACCUGUGCCUUGGUCACGGUUACCACCACCGUGCUGCACAUGAGUCGCCUGCAGGCGCUGCGGGAGUGCGAGUACGCCCAGAAGACGCGCACCUGCACCUGCUACUCGGACCUCAUCGAGUCCCAGGUGGAUCGGGUGGACAAGGAAGGAGUGCGUCUGGUGUUCGACUCUCUCUCCGAUUGCGGCGUUGUCCAUGGAUCGCUGUACUCCUGCCUGCGGGCCAUCUUCGGGCUGUCUGUGGCCGGAGUACUCAUCGCCGUCUUCAGCUGCAUGCUGGUCUACCAGCUGCUCAGCCAUGAGCGCAAGAAGAUGUACUGGGAGCAGCUGGAGCUGCGAUGCCGCUCCCUCUAUGCCAGCCAGGCGCCGCCACCCUCUCUGGGGGCUCUUGGGGCCCCCGGACGGAUGCUCAAUUGUCGCUGCUGCGAGCAGUGCCACGCCCAUCGGCAGAUGACGCUGCCGUUGCAGACAACCGCUUAUCCCUGGGACGAGGCCACGGUGGCGGCAGCGGCCGCGGCAGCCGGAGGCGGAGGAGCGGAGCAGCGCUUCUGGGCGGCACAGCCACCGGGAAACUUUUACUCGCCAAAUCCGGGCGGAGAGGAUCCCUCCGGACCGUGUCGCGGCGGAGAACGGGGAGCAGGAGGAGGAGGCGGACGAAGCAGCAGCGGCUGGAGCUGGCCGAGAAUGCCAUGGCAGCGCACUACUCCGGACACGGGAAGACGCUUCCGACAGGCAGCAGCCAGUCCGGACUCCCAGUACGGUUUCAGCUCGGCCACGGCCAUGGCGGCGGACGGCAAUCAGAUGCUGAUCGAGGAGCCGGCCGUGGGUGCCACCUACAAUGGCAUGCCGCCGCCCAACGCCUUGCCCUACGGAGUGUGGGGUCCGCCGCCGCCCUACAGCGAUCCCAACAGCCCCGCAAGGCGUGGCUACUACCAGUAUCUGCAGCCGGCGGCUUGUCUGGCUGGCAAUCCCUCAACCACAACGGUGGCGCUCACCCAGGAGCAGCUGCACCAGCAGGCGAUGCAGCACCAGCACCCACACGCACAUCCCCAGCAGCAGCAGCAGAUGCAGCUGCAGCUGCAGCGAAUCCAAGGCCAGUCGGCCACUCUGGAGCGGAUGGACGGUCUGAGCCUGAGUAGUAUGACUGGCAAUAUGACCGGCAUGACGUCCACACGAUCCUCCGCCUACAAGUCGAAGGUGGAGUACGAGAACACGCCCUCGGACAGCGACGGAGGCGGCAAUGCGAGGGAGAGGGAUCGCUGCUCCAACACGCUACCCACGCGCAAGCUGAAGAAGCGCAUCGAGGCAGGCACUGGGGCCAAGAGCAUCGGACCCCAGAGCAAUCCCAGCCAGCAGCGACCCAAUGUGCAGCAGCUAUUCGCCAAGCAGGAGCAGCAGCCACUGCAGCAGCAGUCCACGCAGGGCGGCACGCAGCAGGCACAGACGCAGUCGUCGGCGGGCGUAGAGAACAGCGGCUAUCAGGACUCGAACGGAGCCAUAGCCAAAGAUCAGGUGGGCGGUGGGGUCGUGGGGUCACUUCUACAGGACCCCGCCGAGUCGGAGGUCUACUUUGCGGACGUCAGCAGCUGCUGCAACAUGUCCGUGAAGAACGACAACUACUACGACAACGCCCACCGCCACCAGGGGCACCAUCAUCAUCAGCACCAGCACAGCAACUGCAGCCACAGCAGCACUCAGAGCAACGCCAACACCAACAACUCCUCGGCGAACGAGGACUAUCUGGCCCAGAGAUUCGGACGACGCGAGCACUCCAUACGCAGUCGCUUGCCCAUUCCCCAGGCCCGCCUCGAGGACGACUACGAGAGCUCCAACCUCAAUAUGCCGACGAUGAAGGAGCAGCAGCAGCAGCAGCAGCAGCUGCAGAAGGAGAUCUCGCGCCAGAGCAUGUGCUCCGUGGAGUCGGAGGCCAAGACUGAGUUCACCGACCUGUCGCCAUCGACGCCCUGCGGAGGAUCGCUUCCUCCGCCGCCCGCAAACUUUGCCAGCGAUCCGCCGUGCACGACGGGCCAGCAGUCGCCGAGCUUUGUGGCCUCGUUCCCGUACUCCUCGGAGUCGCAGUGCCUGGAGGCGCAUCGCCGCUCGACAAAGAACAUCCACGAGCUGCUCAUGGCCGGUGGUGGGACCUCAACUGUAGGGGCCGACUCCCACUACGAGGUCAUCAACGAUAGGAAUAAUCCAGUGGCCGGCUAUCAGCUGCAGCGCGCCAUCGCCGGCGGCAGCCACAAGCACAAGUCCAAGUCGAAAACGCGUUCGCGGGAGCAGCUGGACAUCUAUGGGAGUGGAGGAGCCGAUCGCUCCGACUGGUCCUCGGACGGGGGACGUUUGUGAGGCCAAGCGAGCGACGAGGUGUUUGUCUAGACGGAGCGGAGCAGUGCAGUGGUUUCAUCAUCAUUAUAUACUCAGUAAGGACGGGACUGUGUCCCCGUCUCUCCCUUUUGGUUUGUCCCACACCCACUAAAUAUCGUCGCAUUUGUAAUGUUUGCCAUCCAACAGAGGAACAACACUUCCUCCCUCUCUCUCCAACUCAAGGGCCCCGGCCACACACUUUGCUUUAACUAUUUUACGCGAAAUAUCCUUUGCAUAGUAGAUAUAUGUAUAGUUUAUAUUGAAUAUUGAAUAUUUACUAAUGGUAACGUAACAAAAUAUUGUAGCAUUGAAUUGAAUGUUGAGCAAUUGUAGCAAUGAUGGCGCUGUGCGACAGUGAUUUGGCACUUUGCACGGAACAAAAACUAGGUUGUAGGCCUACCUUCGAAUUCGGUAGCAUUUUAUAUAUUUUUGUUUUUUUUUUUUGUCAUUAAUUCCCAACAAAAUAAGCUACUAAUUAUUAACAUUGUCCAAAGAAUGUCAAAGAUGCGAAUUUUGAAGUUGAUCAAUCGCGGUUUUUGAAUUAAGAAUAAAGAUUUUGGGGGUUCAAAGGGCGACGAGGAUGUCAUCUACUUAUCCAGGCCUACAGCCCAGUUUUUGUCUCGUGCCAAGUGCUUUCAAAAGUUUCCAUUUUGUCGCACAGUGUAAUCUAUGAAUAUUAUUAUACAAAUUAUGUUAUAUUUACCUGCGUAUUUACAUAGUUGCAUACAUAUACAUACAUACACACCUACACACAUAUACAUAUACAUAUAUAUAGUAUAUAUAUACAUAGUUAGUUAAAUGUUAGAGCGCAAGUUAAAUUUAUUAAAGAACAAAGUAUAUCCGAAGCAUUUUAACAACAACGAAUCGUCG